Pelagomonas calceolata is the source of this 754-nucleotide messenger RNA. NCBI's taxonomy places the organism in Eukaryota, Pelagophyceae, Pelagomonadales, Pelagomonadaceae. The record is from the annotation of a GenBank genome assembly.
AUGGCCUCGUACAGCACCAUCCCGAAAGAGACCGAGCCGCUCGUCGCCAAGAAGCAGAGCAACAAGAUGUGGAUCGGCGCCGUCGCGGCCAUAUGCCUCUUCUCCGCCGUCCUCGGUAUGGCGCGCGGAAGGUAUCCGCGUGAACGCGGUCGCGUGGUCGCGCGACGGUCAAAAGCUUGUGGUGGGUGGGGUUCCAAACGAUGGAGGCAACAGCUUGCGCUUCUACGACGCGGAAAGUGGACAACUGCUGCAUGAUAUAAUUUUCGCUGACGGUUCCGCGGUCAACACGAUCGCUUUUAGCCCGGACGGCAAGCACCUCGCCGUGGGCGGGGAAUCACCGGAAAUUGUCGUGAUUGAUGCGCAAAGGUAUUUUAUCGUGGACAAGGAGGCUCAGGAUUUGUCGACGUUUUCUUUGGAUUUCGAUGCUGACUCGACCCUUGCUGCUGGUACGGUCGACAGCGUCCUGGUGUACGGCCACUCAGACAAUGAGUACGAGAAAUACUUCGAGCAAGAAAUCGCCGACCCAGAUUAUACCGUCAGGGUUAACAAGAUCGUCUGGUCGCCCACGGAAGCGGGCCUCCUCUUCGCGGGCAGCUCUGACGGCCACGUCCGGGCGUUUCGCGUCCCGAGCCCUCCGACAAUGGCGCCGACUCUGACGCCGGAAACUCCGUCCCCCACGCACCACGAGUCCGACGCCGCAACUCCGUUCGCCGCGAGCGCCGCGGUCGGCCUCCUGGCGCUGGUGGCCUUCUAG